This is a messenger RNA of Zasmidium cellare ATCC 36951, 1887 nucleotides long. RefSeq lists its product as uncharacterized. The record is from RefSeq and is a predicted model, not a curated record. Bases 1 to 1887 code for a protein of 628 amino acids. Lineage: Eukaryota; Fungi; Ascomycota; Dothideomycetes; Mycosphaerellales; Mycosphaerellaceae. The transcript is spliced from 13 exons. Gene Ontology annotation, molecular function: sequence-specific DNA binding; zinc ion binding; DNA-binding transcription factor activity, RNA polymerase II-specific. Gene Ontology annotation, biological process: positive regulation of transcription by RNA polymerase II; DNA-templated transcription.
AUGGAUGCUUCUGAUAACCCUACCGAUGGAGCAGCUGCUGGUAAUCCACCAAAGAGACGACGGAUUGUCCAGAAUCAGAGUCACAGGAGCAACAAUGCCUGCCGUCGGUGCAAAGUCAAGAAGGCAAAUUACACUGCUGCUCUCGAGGAGCGCGUUGCCUUUCUUGAGGGGCAAUUGGCAGAGCGAGACGCGAACAUGACCCAAACGCACCCUCAGCCCGCUCCAAACUCUGCUGCCGUCAACUCUCCUCAUUUGCAAGCCCCAUUUCAGAGCCCAGCUAACACGAUCAAUGGACAUGACUUUAACGCUCCGAUGCCUUGCGCCGUGUCAGUCGCAAGCAACGUCCAGCAAAGCCCUGAAAAACUUGAGCUGCGUAGUAGCAACCAAGCAACCGUCACUGUAUUUACGCUGCUCGAAGCUGGCUCUCAGGAUCGGAGAAACAACUUGCCUGAGCUUCCAUCGCCAGAGAUUGCUGAUGCUCUCUUCGAAUCGGCGUAUCUCUACACACAGGCUCGAUAUUGUAUCGUCGAUUGGGCCAUCGUUAAACAGUGGCACAAUGAUCGAGUUGAAAUCUGCUCGGGUGCACAGUUUGGCCAAGGACCAAGCAAGAUUGGCGCUUUCUUCCUCUGGAUUGUCUACGCAAUAGGUGCAAGGCUGAUUCCAACCACGAAGCACCUAUCCUCGAGAUAUUACGACUAUGCCCUUACGUAUCUGCGGGUAGUCCAUGAUGCGGAUAACCUCCUUACUGUACAAGGUCUCCUUGCGCUGAUUCAAUACCAUUGUCGAGCCACAUGUGGCCCUUCUCCAUGGCAUCUUGCGGGUGUGACUUUACGUAUAUGCAUCGAGAAGGGCUAUCACCGCCAGGCGUCCGAUCCUACCCUCACUGAAUAUGAGAAGGAAGCAAGAAAACGGACAUUCUGGUGCGCUUACGUUUUCGACAGGAUGAUCUCAAUAGCGCUGCAGCGUCCAUUUGGGCUGGAUGAUCGAGACAUCGAUCUAGAAGAGCCCAUCAAUGUUGACAUAUUCUGCAUGGACCCGGCAGGACUGGAUGAGGCUCGUAGGACGAACUCCCAUCAAUUGACAUCGAUGAGCUUCGCGUUGCAUCAUCUGCGCAUAUACCGCUUCAAGUCACGAAUAUCACGGCUCUCAAGGCCUCAAGCAUUUGGGGCUUCCAACCAAGAGAUCCUGCAGUUGCUUGGCGAACUGGAUGACUGGAGAUUGGAAGUACCUACCAGAACCGAUGACCACUCGAUUCCCCAGCAGAACGAAGACCGGACGCAAGCGAUGUAUCUGCAGACGGCUCUAUUGUUGAUACGACCAGUGUUGUGCAGGGACAUCGUGGACCACGACCUGAUAGUUCGCUUUGCGACGAUCGCUGCAGAUGCUUGCGAGAAUGGCAAAGAAAUAUGUUUUCGAGCUCAGUCGCAUACCUCAGCCAUACAGAUGUACAACUCGUUCUACUGCGGGAUCACACUCCUCCAAUGCCUCGCUCUCAAGCCCGACGCUCUCCCUUUCAGACGGGUCCUACGAGCUAUCAAGGCUUGCUCCAAUACGCUUGCCGUCUACACUUCCUCGGUGGAUGCAGCGAGCACCCUCGCACGGCUAUUUGACAAGCUCUCUGACCAUCGUUUCAGCGAUGUGGACUCUUCCGUGAUCCGUCCUGGAAGCCCCAGCGCGAUCGUUUUCCUGCGCAAAGUCGCUUUCAGCGAUCCAUCUCAAGCUGAAAGCUUGCUGCAAGCUGUACCCGAUGAUGAAGACACAGUUGUAAGCGGAGCAGAAAACAUGGAUGCGCUAUUGACCCUGACUGAACCAAUGGGAGCAUCCCAAUGGCUCAAUUGGGAAGACCCAUUUGCAUCGUUCGAGUUCAAUGAUUUUGAGCUCUCAUAA